Dalotia coriaria is the source of this 719-nucleotide messenger RNA. Its product is annotated as platelet glycoprotein 4-like. Lineage: Eukaryota; Metazoa; Arthropoda; Insecta; Coleoptera; Staphylinidae. The transcript has 2 exons. The annotation marks the transcript as partial. The record is from RefSeq and is a predicted model, not a curated record. Gene Ontology annotation, molecular function: scavenger receptor activity. Gene Ontology annotation, cellular component: cytoplasm; membrane.
GGAUAUUGCAGUGCUGAUGGUACCUGUGCACCACAUGGGCUUUGGAAUGCUACUAAGUGUAGUUUUGGUACACCUAUUUUUGUUUCUCUACCACAUUUCUUGGGAGCUGAUCCUAAAUUGCGGGAAGCUGUUGAGGGUGUGUCUCCACCGAAAAAGGAACUGCAUCAGACUAGGUUGGAGUUUCAUCCGUAUAUGGGUUUCAUCAUGCAGGGAUGGAAUAGGAUCCAGACUAAUAUUCAAGUGCAGAAGAGUUUCGGGAUGAGUGAAUUGGGCAUGUUUGAAGAUGAUAUUAUCCUGCCUGUUGCCUGGAUGGAAUUUGGUGCAAAAGCAGAGGAGCAUCCUGAUUACAUAAUGAAAAUAUUCAACGAUUCCACAUAUUUAGUCAACGGUGUUGAUUUAGGUUUUAAAUUCGGUUCGAUUCUCAUGAUGGCAGUCACAGCAAUGUGUUUCUUUAUUGUUUUACUCCGUAAUAAGAGAAAUAAGGUCUCGGGCGCUUCGUCAAUGGAGAUUAUCAGUUAAAAGUGAGCCGAGGUGUUAUGAGGUGAUAAGACUGAUUUUUUUCUACUCAAAUUCCGCUCAAAUUUUCAUAUUUUUAUGUCGUCAUUCUCGUCAUAGGUAUUUAUUUGUGAUCCAAAUUGGAUUUAGUUACAAUUGUUGAUUGUUGAUGCUAGAAAUGAGUCUUUAACUAGUUUUAAAUGGGAAAUACUCAUGGUAUCCGU